This is a messenger RNA of Notolabrus celidotus (New Zealand spotty), 1659 nucleotides long. Its product is annotated as probable serine/threonine-protein kinase clkA. Bases 1 to 1659 code for a protein of 552 amino acids. The record is from RefSeq and is a predicted model, not a curated record. The transcript has 5 exons. Lineage: Eukaryota; Metazoa; Chordata; Actinopteri; Labriformes; Labridae.
AUGUUUCCCACAAUCUACAAAAAAUCCUCUAAUUCCACCUACCACAACCAAAACUUACCCAACAACAACUACAACUCCCCCUACCACAACUACAUCUCCUGCAACAACUUCCCCAACAACAACCACAACUCACCCAACAACAACUACAACUCCCCCAACAACAACCACAACUCACCCAACAACAACUACAACUCCCCCAACAACAACCACAACUCCUGCAACAACAACCACAACUCCACCAACAACCACUACAACUCCCCAAACAACAACUACAACUCCUGCAACAACAACUCCCCCAACAACAACCACAACUCACCCAACAACAAUACAAACAACCAAAACUUACCCAACAACAACUACAACUCCCCCUACCACAACUACAUCUCCUGCAACAACUUCCCCAACAACAACCACAACUCACCCAACAACAACUACAACUCCCCGAACAACAACCACAACUCACCCAACAACAACUACAACUCCCCCAACAACAACCACAACUCCUGCAACAACAACCACAACUCCUGCAACAACAACCACAACUCCUGCAACAACAACAACCACAACUCCCCCAACAACCACUACAACUCCCCAAAUAACAACUACAUCUCCUGCAACAACAACUCCCCCAACAACAACCACAACUCACCCAACAACAACUACAACUCCCCCUACCACAACCACAACUACAUCUCCUGCAACAACUCCCCCAACAACAACCACAACUCCCCCAACAACCACUACAACUCCCCAAACAACAACUACAUCUCCUGCAACAACAACUCCCCCAACAACAACCACAACUCACCCAACAACAACUACAACUCCCCCUACCACAACCACAACUACAUCUCCUGCAACAACUCCCCCAACAACAACCACAACUCACCCAACAACAACUACAACUCCCCCUACCACAACCACAACUACAUCUCCUGCAACAACUCCCCCAACAACAACCACAACUCCCCCAACAACCACUACAACUCCCCCAACAACCACUACAACUCCCCCAACAACAACUACAUCUCCUGCAACAACUCCCCCAACAACAACCACAACUCCCCCAACAACAACUACAUCUCCUGCAACAACAACUCCCCCAACAACAACCACAACUCCUGCAACUACAGGAUCUCCAUCCUCUGGAGACCCCUGCCAUCGCCGACCCUGCUCUCCUGGUUUGGUCUUCAGAGAGUCCUGCACCUGCUGUACCUUUGCCUCUAUGACUCCAACCACAUCUCCCAAAAGAACAACUCCCCCAACAACAACAGCAACAACCCCAACUCCUGCAGCUACAGGAUCUCCAUCCUCUGGAGACCCCUGCCAUCGCCGACCCUGCUCUCCUGGUUUGGUCUUCAGAGAGUCCUGCACCUGCUGUACCUUUGCCUCUAUGACUCCAACCACAUCUCCCAAAAGAACAACUCCCCCAACAACAACAGCAACAACCCCAACUCCUGCAGCUACAGGAUCUCCAUCCUCUCGAGACCCCUGCCAUCGCCGACCCUGCUCUCCUGGUUUGGUCUUCAGAGAGUCCUGCACCUGCUGUACCUUUGCCUCUAUGACUCUCCCAACAACAACCACAACAACAACCACAACUACAACUACUACAUCCUCUGGAGACCCCUGUACAGUGGGUCAGGUCGAGCACUUGCCUGA